Messenger RNA from Zalophus californianus (California sea lion), 1005 nucleotides. RefSeq names its product myosin light chain 3 (gene MYL3). Gene Ontology annotation, molecular function: calcium ion binding. The transcript is spliced from 6 exons. Bases 70 to 756 code for a protein of 228 amino acids. The record is from RefSeq and is a predicted model, not a curated record. NCBI's taxonomy places the organism in Eukaryota, Metazoa, Chordata, Mammalia, Carnivora, Otariidae. Gene Ontology annotation, cellular component: myosin II complex.
CCCCGGAGCCUCACCUACCCUGCUCUCUGCUUCCCUCUCUCCGUGUCCCUCUCCGUGCUUACAGCUUCCAUGGCCCCCAAAAAGCCAGACCCCAAGAAGGACGACAAGGCAGCCUCCAAGACAGCUCCCGCUCCGGCGCCUGCACCUGCGCCUCGACCUGAGCCCGAGCGCCCCAAGGAACCUGAGUUUGAUGCCUCCAAAAUCAAGAUCGAGUUUACACCGGAGCAGAUUGAAGAGUUCAAGGAAGCCUUCAUGCUGUUUGACCGCACGCCCAAGUGUGAGAUGAAGAUCACGUACGGGCAGUGCGGGGACGUCCUGCGGGCGCUGGGCCAGAACCCUACACAGGCCGAGGUGCUCCGUGUCCUAGGGAGACCAAAGCAGGAAGAGCUCAACACCAAGAUGAUGGACUUCGACACCUUCCUGCCCAUGCUCCAGCACAUCUCCAAGAACAAGGACACGGGCACCUACGAGGACUUUGUGGAGGGGUUGCGGGUCUUCGACAAGGAGGGCAACGGCACGGUCAUGGGCGCCGAGCUUCGCCACGUGCUGGCCACGCUAGGUGAGAGGCUGACAGAAGAUGAGGUGGAGAAACUGAUGGCGGGGCAGGAAGACUCCAAUGGCUGCAUCAACUAUGAAGGUGCGCUAGCUUGGCAGGCUGGGGGCUGGGGUGGGGCACUGGGACCCUGGGCUCCUGCCCAUGGCCACUGGGUGCUCAACCCCUGCCACUCGCUCUGCCCUUCUUUGCAGCUUUUGUGAAGCACAUCAUGGCCAGCUGAACCUCUCGUCCCAGGGAGAGCCCAUGCUGGGGACAGCUCAUCCCCCACUCAUGGUGCUGACGCCAGCCACCUGGAGUUGCGGGGAGGAAGGGAGCGCAUCGAGACUCCUACAGCAGCCCCCUCCACCGGCCCUGCAGACCUCUGGGUGCCUGUCAUCUCCCCCUACAAGCUGUGCAUCUCUGUCCUCACCCUAUGGGCCUCAUGAAUAAAUGGCAUCUUUCCUUCCUUC